This is a messenger RNA of Gasterosteus aculeatus aculeatus (three-spined stickleback), 2016 nucleotides long. The record is from RefSeq and is a predicted model, not a curated record. NCBI's taxonomy places the organism in Eukaryota, Metazoa, Chordata, Actinopteri, Perciformes, Gasterosteidae.
CCAGAAUGACGGCCGCUCAGUGCGUGAAGGGAAUGGCCGCCGGACUCUAUGAGGAGCUCUUCACCUCCGUCGUGUCGCUCAUCAACAGGGCCCUCAGCAGUCCUCAGCUCACGCUGGCCUCGGUGAUGGUGGUGGACCCGCCGGGCCUCCGGAACCCGAGGCACAGCGGAGGGGAGCGGGCCGCCGGCUGGUCCGAGUUCUGCCACAACUACCUGCAGGAGCGGCUGCUGCAGCGCCACCACGCGCACACCUUCACGCACGCGCUGCAGCGCUACGCGCAGGAGAAGAUCCCGGUGGAGGCGGAGGGUCCGGAGAAGAGUCCGGACGAGGUGGCGUCCGCCAUCGACCAGCCGCCGCCGCAGGUCCGGGCGGCUGAUGGAGACCCCAGAGGUCUGCUGUGGGUUCUGGACGAGGAGAUGAUGUCACCGGCCUCCAAUGAGAGCGUCGCCUUGCAGAGGGUCUGCCAGUAUUACAGCAACACGGUGCGUCAGUGCGAGCAGCCCCUGCAGUGUGAGGUGAGCCACCUGAUGGGCUGCGACCCGGUUCGCUACGACCUGAGCGGCUGGGUCGGUCUGAUCCAGAACAACCCGUCGGCCCUGAACGCCAGCGGCGUGCUGCAGAACUCCAGCAUCCCAGAGGUGAAGGCCAUGUUCACCCAGAGGAUCUCGCUGCCCCCCCUGUGUCGGGGCCUGGGGGGCCUGGAGGGCGGCAGCAGCCAGCGCUCUCUGCAGAGGAACGGCACCAUCAGGAAGACCUUCAGCAGCGGGAUGGCGGCCGUACGCCGCCACUCCCAGAGCAUCGCCGUCAAGCUGCAGGCGGAUGCGCUGGUGAACCUGAUGCGCCGCGCCCGGCCCGUCUUCCUGCAGUGCGUGAGCGCCAAGGCGGACGGCGGCAACUUCGACGUGGCGGCGCUCCGAGUCCAGCUGCACUCCACCCAGAUCCUCCCGGCCCUGCAGCUCCACCGCACAGGUUAUCCGGAGCACAUGACUCUCAGCGACUUCCGCUGCCACUUCCAGGCGCUGUCGCCCCCCAUCAUGAAGCGCUACGCCUCCAUGUUUGUCAGCCACGACGAGAGAAAGGCGGUGGAGGAGCUGCUGGUGGAGCUGGAUCUGGACCGGAGGAGCAUCGUGGUGGGCUCCAGCAGGGUGUUCAUGAAGCGAGGCGUGCUGCGCUACCUGGAGCAGCAGAGGGACCGGCAGGUCACCGGCUGGCUGCUCCACCUGCAGGCUGCCUGCAUGGCUCACCUGGCCCGCCAGCGGUACCGCAGACUCAAGGUGCAGCAGAUGGCGGUCAGCUGUGUCCAGAGGAACCUGAGGGCUCUCUGGGUCGUGUCCAAGUGGAGCUGGUGGAAACUUUUCUGCAGAAUUCGUCCUCAGCUCGACGUCAACAUGGAAAACGAACGUCUCCGUGUGAAAGAGGAUGAGGUAUCGGCUCUGAGACGUCGCCUGCAGAAAUCCGAGCGCGAGAGGAACGAGCUGAGGCAGACCGCCGACGGCCUGGAGACCAAGAUCACCGCCGUCACCUCUGAGCUGAGCGAUGAGCGUUUCCGUGGCGACGCGGCGGGUCAGGCUCUGGAUGUGGAGAGGGCCGAGAGGAUCCGGCUCGGCAGGGAGAACAAAGACCUGCAGGCUCGUCUGGACCAGUCUAAGGUCACCAUGGAGACCCUGGAGAAGCAGCUGGAGGAGGGGAAACAGAAGGCUCAGGUGGCCGAGGGUCAGCGAGGACGGGCCUCAGACAGCGAGCUCGCCAUGCAGCUGGAGUGCAGCCAGACGGAGGUGGAGUUCGUCCGCAGGCGGCUGAAGCAGACGGAGGAGAAGCUGGAGACGGAGAGACAGAGCCGACAGCAGCUGGACGCCAAGGUGGUCGCCCUGCAGGCCCUGCUGGAGCAGUCCAGGCGCAGCGUGACAGACCUGAAACGUCACUGUCGCCGGGUGACCUCCGACCUCCAGGACGCCCGCGUCCUCACCGACAGCCUCCAGAGCCGCAUGCACGAGGUGGACCGCAAGCAGAGGAGGU